GAGGCGGAGUGGACGGGCUGGAGAGAGAGGGGGCAGCCGGAGUUUAACACCAGACUGAGCUCAAACUACACCAGCAACGAUGACCACAACCGUCUCCAGCCUCUUCCUCGACUGCGAGGGGCAGAACAAGAUCAGUAAAGUUCUGAGCUUCAGUGGUGGGUCCGGCAACAACUCUUGCUCCAGUCCCAGCAUGCCCUUCUCCACGUCCAUCGCCCCCCUGCUGGACAGGAAGGUGGGUGGAGCCUCUGCAGUAGGACUCUACCAGCGCCGUCAUUCUGUUUCCACGCCUAUCUCCAAAUUAAACGCUAGCCAGCUCUCCUGCAGCCUCGAGACGGACCCGCUGGCCCUGGUGUUUGGUGGAAAUAACAAGGAGAACCGUUUUCGAGAGCGCUCUUACUCUGAAAAUGGGGAGCGGCUGAUGGUGAGCUGCAUCGGAGCUGGCCAGAUCAACUCCAGUCGCUACAAGACGGAGCUUUGUCGGCCGUUCGAAGAGAACGGCUUGUGUAAAUAUGGAGACAAGUGCCAAUUCGCUCACGGGCUGCAUGAGCUACGCAGCCUGAGCCGCCACCCUAAGUACAAGACGGAGCUCUGCCGCACGUUUCACACCAUCGGCUUCUGUCCGUACGGCCCACGCUGCCACUUCGUACACAACGCAGAGGAGCAGCGCGGACCUCCACCUCCGCUCUCCAGCUUCAAUAAAGCAGAGCGUCCACGGCUCCACCACAGCUACAGCUUCGCCGGCUUUUCCAGCUCAGCCGGAUUCCCCAACAGCCCCACCUCCCAUACACCCCCACUUUUAUCCUCCAACGAAGACCUGACGGAAUGGCCCACAAACCCCUUCACCUUAUCCAGCCAGGACUUUGGUGGUCUUUUCAAGCCAAGCUUGGCUAGCCCUUUGAGCCAGGAGCUGCCCCCUCCAUCCUCGCCCACCAUUCCCUCCUUCUUCAGGCCUUCUGAGUCUCCUCCAAGUCCAGUCAACUCUCUGUCAGACCAAGAGGGCUAUCAGAGCAGCCUAGGCAGCCUUAGCGGGUCAGAGUCUCCAGUGCUGGAUGCUAACCGCAGGCUUCCCAUCUUCAGCAGGUUGUCAAUUUCUGAUGAUUAGGGAGAAUUAUAAAGAGAAGGACUGGCUGGAUCUCAAAAUGGCUUCAUACACACUAUGCAGUACUAUGCAGUGUACACUCUUUGCUAUAAAGCUAUUAUUAAUUAUUAAUGCACUCUAUAUGUAUAUGAUCCUGUAGGGUAAAUUUGAUGUACACACAAAUUUGAGUGCACAGUACGUCCACUAUAAAUUAUAUCAAACCAGCUGUACCAGUAUUGUGCACUAUAUGUAUACUAUGGAACUAUAUAUAGUGCAAUAUAUGUAUAGUGUAGAACCUGCAUAGUGCACUAUAUGUAAGUAAUAUAGACAGUGUGGUAGUGCACUAUACGGCAACUAUGGCCCAUAAAGGGAUCUGUAUGGCAUUAUAGAGCCUGCAUAGUGUACUACAUAAUAGUACACUAUAGUACACAUAAUUUUGAGAUUCAGCCAGAGAGAGUGAUUGUCUCCCCUCAGUCAUUCCCUCCACUCCCAGAGUUGUUUACAGCAGGGGUGUGAAUGGAGGUGCAGUGUUUUAAUAGCCACUGAUUCAAAAUCUUCUGCAUUCCCUCAAUAGCACUAAUUCAGCUUAACACACCCAAAAAGGCAGUGUAUAAAUGCGGCCGGUACACACAAGAAAAACAAAUGCCACUCAUGCUUUUUAAAAUAAAACUACAUACCUGCCUUUAAAAAGAUUAGGAACACGUAGCUUUUCAAAAUGUUCUUAAUGCAAUGUCUUUUUUCUCACAUUUUCACAACCCAACACACUUUAAUAGAAUUAUCUUUUUAUUUUAGUUUUCAUUCUUUAGCACUCAACCAUCAUUUGAGCCAAAAAAAACUCAUCUGUUUUUAACAGUUAAUUAAAUGUAAUUAAUUCUGUGAUUUUUUGGAAAGAAGGCAAGAUGUCCCAAACAUUUUGAUAAAAAAUGUUUCAGAAAUCCAAGGAACUUGUUUUUAAUUCAGCUCAAGUGUUGUAGAAAGUUCACAGCAGAGCCUUGGGAGCGGUUAGUUUCCCCACGUUAGUGACCUCAGCUUUGUCACUAUUAAACGGUGACUGGCCAAAAUGUGAAGUGCCUACUUUUGUGCUAAUAUUUGUUCAAAAUUUGUGGAAACCUAACUAUAUUGUUGUGAAUACAUAAUGGUGCUAUGUCCACCAUCACAAUCAUAACAUUCCUGAGAGCGUGUAAUGCCGUCCGCAUGUCUUUCACUAUCAGAGUUCUUAACGAAUUUCAGUUUGAUUUUUUCCCACUUGUUCUUGUAAUCAGUUCAGUUAAAAUGCUCAGUUAUUCCAUGUCAUUCUACAUACAUAAUAUUGUUAAUGUAUUAUUAUUCAAUUUAUUUUAUUUGUUCCUAUUUGUCUGAAGGUAUUGCUCAUCACUGCUUAUUUAACUUAUCAAAAUGUAUUUAUUACUGAUUGUAAGUGUUAUUUUUUUGUUUUAUUUUGUUUGUAUUUAUCUGCAUAAUGAAAACAGAAUAUAUUUUCUUUAUAUUAAAUUAUGAUCUUCCGUAUUAAUCAUUUAAGAUUGUGAAGACCCUUUUUCCAAAAUUAAUAGAUUAUACUGCAAGAUUGUUUUUUUUUUUUGUAACUGCACAUAGGAUGUAUUUUUAGACAUAAUUUAAUGUGUAAAAAGUGCUAAAUAUUGCAUUUUAUUUAUUGUUGUCUGCCCUGGUGUUUGUCUGCACUUUCAAUUGUUUUUUUCUGCCUAAAUUUAUUUAAUAUGACCAGACUGAGGGAUAAUGCAGAAUGUAGCCUGAGGUUCCUGUUUAAUAAUAGUCUUGUUCCUUUAAAUCUGUUGAGCUGCAGGAUUUAGACCAGGAGCCACAAAGUGCACUUUUUAUUCAUAUCCGCAAGAACAAAAUCACUUAACUCGAUAUUAACUGAUCUAAUUAAUUAACUAGACUUAAGUCAUCUCUGACACAGUGUUGUUACAGUGUCAUGGUUAACUCACUGUGUGUAAUUGUAUUUUCUCAUCUGUUCUAUAUUUUCUUUUUAAUUCACAUUUCAGUAUACCAGCAUUCUCAAAAAUAUUUAAUUAUCAGAUUUAAUCUGUAAUUGCUUUCCCAGAUACCAUGUGAGAUCAGCUAAGACGUGCUUGCUCAGUGACAGGCCAGAUUCUAGGCUAAUAUUGCUAACACUAACAUUUUGUUAAUUUACUUUAAAUAUAUACAAAAAUACACAUAGACACAUGAAUAGACCUUGUUCACACAAGGAAACUGGAAACUGUUGGUGCAGUCUCUGAGAGAAGUUUUGAGUUUUUUCUGUCUUUUAAAACUACAGUAACUUGUCAAACAAAAAUGGAUGGGUUAUGUGUAUGGAGUUUUUUUUAGGGUGUGUGUUUACAAAAAUGAGAUCCAGCGUUUGUUAGCAACAUUAGCCUAGCGUCUUCCAGUGUAAACUGAAAAAGCACACCACAGUUACCAAACAUGUCUUGGCUGAUCGAUUGCAUCCGGUUUUCUAAUCAAUCAUUAUUAUUUGUUUCUUCACAAAACUGGUUCUAAGACCCAAAUGAGAAGAACUACCUUAAACAAUUGAGUGGUCUGCAAAUAUCUCAGGAAAAAAAUUGAAGUGGUUUCUAUUGUUAAAUUUCUUUAUGCUUUUUGAUUGUUUUUGUACACAGGGAUGUACAAAUGAAUUUUGCACUUAAAAACUUUCUUUAAAAAUGUAAAGUGAAUGUUCUGUUUAAAGCAUAAAGAAAGUGUUCAUGGAUAACACCACUAUAAUGAGCCUUCUGCAAUCUGGUAAUCGGACACUUAGAUCUAGAACUAAUGUUUAAUAAGACAAAUACAGUAAACGUGUAUUUUUUCCUUGCAUUAACUAUUCAGGGGCCUUAUUUCAAUACAUGUCUAAAGUGUGACCGGUUUUACCCUAAAUAGGAUAAUUUCCUUAUUUUCUUUGUUUAUUUCCACAUAUUGGAUCACUGGAACAUUCCAAGUGCCACAGAGAUUAGUGUGACUGUAAUUGCUAAACUGAAUGUUUCAGUGUUUUAACAGCAGCUCACUACAGCAAUCCCUUUUCUUUUGUAAAGAUUGCAGUUUUACACCAAUAAAUAUUCAUAUUUCCAAA
Molecule: messenger RNA, 4139 nt
Organism: Astyanax mexicanus (Mexican tetra)
Lineage: Eukaryota; Metazoa; Chordata; Actinopteri; Characiformes; Acestrorhamphidae
Gene: zfp36l1b
Product: zinc finger protein 36, C3H type-like 1b
Exons: 2
Coding region: 80-1102 (340 amino acids)
Molecular function (GO): metal ion binding; mRNA binding
Source: RefSeq, a predicted model, not a curated record